CUUCGUCUCUCUGUUGCAGGACCAAACAUCUGUACCACACGAGGCGUGAGCUCCUGCCAGCAAUGUCUGGCUGUGAGUCCCAUGUGUGCCUGGUGCUCAGAUCAGACCCUGACUCCGGGCUCACCCCGCUGUAACCUGAAGGAGAAUCUGCUGAAGGAUAACUGUGCCCUGGAGUCCAUCGAGUUCCCCCUCAGUGAGGUCCGCAUCUUGGAGGCCAGGCCUCUCAGCGACAAGGGCUCUGGAGACAGUUCCCAAAUCACUCAAGUCAGUCCCCAGAGGAUUGCGCUCCGGCUCCGGCCAGAUGAUUCGAAGAGUUUCUCCAUCCAAGUCCGGCAGGUGGAGGACUACCCUGUGGACAUCUACUACUUGAUGGACCUGUCUUACUCCAUGAAAGAUGAUCUGUCGAGCAUCCAGAACCUGGGUACCAAGCUGGCCUCCCAGAUGCGCAAGCUCACCAGUAACCUGCGGAUUGGCUUUGGGGCCUUUGUGGACAAGCCUGCAUCACCAUACAUGUACAUCUCCCCACCAGAGGCCCUCAAAAACCCCUGCUACGAUAUGAAGGCUACCUGUUUGCCCAUGUUUGGCUACAAACAUGUGCUGACACUAACUGACCAGGUGAACCGCUUCAACGAGGAGGUGAAGAAGCAGAGUGUGUCACGGAACCGAGACGGCCCAGAGGGUGGCUUUGAUGCCAUCAUGCAGGCUACAGUCUGCGAUGAGAAGAUUGGCUGGAGGAAUGAUGCAUCCCACUUGCUGGUGUUUACCACUGAUGCCAAGACCCAUAUAGCACUGGAUGGAAGGCUAGCAGGCAUUGUCCAGCCCAAUGACGGGCAGUGCCACGUUGGCAGUGACAACCAUUACUCUGCUUCCACUACCAUGGAUUAUCCCUCUUUGGGGCUGAUGACCGAGAAGCUGUCCCAGAAAAACAUCAAUCUGAUCUUUGCGGUGACUGAAGGAGUAGUCAAACUCUACCAGAACUACAGUGAGCUCAUCCCAGGGACUACAGUGGGGGUUCUGUCUGCUGAUUCCAGCAAUGUCCUCCAGCUCAUUGUUGAUUCCUAUGGGAAAAUUCGCUCUAAAGUUGAGCUGGAGGUUCGUGACCUUCCCGAGGAGUUGUCUCUAUCCUUCAACGCCACUUGUCUCAACAACGAGGUCAUCCCAGGCCUUAAGUCUUGUGUUGGACUCAAGAUUGGAGACACGGUGAGCUUCAGCAUCGAGGCCAAGGUGCGAGGCUGCCCCCAGGAGAAGGAGAAGUCCUUUACCAUCAAGCCUGUGGGCUUCAAGGACAGCCUCACCGUCCAGGUCACCUUCGACUGUGACUGUGCCUGCCAGGCCCAUGCCGAGCCUUACAGCCGCCGCUGCAACAAUGGCAAUGGGACCUUUGAGUGCGGGGUGUGCCGCUGCGGGCCUGGCUGGCUGGGGUCCCAGUGUGAGUGCUCAGAGGAGGACUACCGCCCCUCCCAGCAGGACGAGUGCAGCCCCCAGGAGGGCCAGCCUGUCUGCAGCCAGCGGGGCGAGUGUCUCUGUGGCCAGUGCGUCUGCCACAGCAGUGACUUUGGCAAGAUCACGGGCAAGUACUGCGAGUGUGAUGACUUCUCCUGUGUCCGCUACAAGGGGGAGAUGUGCUCGGGCCAUGGCCAGUGCAGCUGUGGGGACUGCCUGUGUGACUCCGACUGGACCGGCUACUACUGCAACUGUACCACGCGCACCGACACCUGCAUGUCCAGUAACGGGCUGCUGUGCAGCGGCCGGGGCAAGUGCGAGUGCGGCAGCUGCGUCUGCAUCCAGCCGGGCUCCUACGGGACCACCUGUGAGAAGUGUCCCACCUGCCCUGAUGCCUGCACCUUUAAGAAGGAGUGUGUCGAGUGUAAGAAGUUCGACCACGGAACCCUAUACACGGAAAACACCUGCAACCGUUACUGUCGUGAUGAGGUUGAGUCUGUGAAGGAGCUUAAGGACACUGGCAAGGAUGCAGUGAAUUGCACCUACAAGAAUGAGGAUGACUGUGUCAUCAGAUUCCAGUACUAUGAAGACUCCAGUGGAAAGUCCAUCCUGUAUGUGGUAGAAGAGCCAGAGUGUCCCAAGGGCCCCGACAUCCUGGUGGUCCUGCUCUCAGUGAUGGGGGCCAUUCUGCUCAUUGGUCUUGCUACUCUGCUCAUCUGGAAGCUCCUCAUCACCAUCCAUGACCGGAAGGAGUUUGCGAAAUUUGAGGAAGAACGAGCCAGAGCAAAAUGGGACACGGCCAACAACCCACUGUAUAAAGAGGCCACAUCCACCUUCACCAACAUCACCUACCGGGGCACUUAAUGACAAGCAGUCGUCCUCAGAUCACUAGCAGAGUGUCCCAGGAUUGUGGGCAACUCUGCCGUCAUGUUUACAGGGGACAGUAUCUGUGGGGCGGGAUUGGGGACUUGGAGUGAGGUGGGGUGGGAGAAUGUGAAUGCGUGGAAGUGUGGGUCUCUGUGCAUGAGAGCGUGUGAGUGGGUUGCGUAUGGGGGAAUGUGUAAUUUAAAACUCGUGGCGUGUCCCAGAUCAGCAGAGCUCCUCAGCCUUUGUCCUCAGAAUGCCUCCUUCAGGGAUUCCUCCUGCUUAACCUGAGGGUGACCUGCGUAGCUGAGCAGAUGUUCUUCAUUACCUCAGAGAGAAGCCAGCUUUCCUUCUCCGGCCAUUCUCCCUGAAGAACAGAGCAGGGCUGAGGCCUCUCAUUCCAGAGAACGGGACUUUGAUUCCGCCCUGAGUUUAUGGUUCUUGGGCCUGACUCUCAGCAGCUAUGGCAGGAAUUGCUGGGCUGUGUAGCCUUGUGUCACCUGUUCCCGUCUCCUUUCCCCUCCCUCAGGCUGAAGGAGAAUUCAGGGGAGAGCCGAAUCAUCAGAGCUGCCCGUGCCUUUGGCUAUCCCCUCAACCCAGCAUGGUUCUCUCAGUAGGGGAGUCCUUGCUACUGAAUUCUUUCAUCUAUUGGGAGAGAGGAUGGCAGGGCCAUCCAGGGGUCAUGCAUGGCCUGGGGAAUGUGCCAGGGUCCCGCAGCUCAAAAUGACCCUUCAGAUUUGUCCCAUUGGCAGCUCCAUCCUAGAGGUUCAUUUAGAAGUGUUUCACCCUUAGACCAGCACUGCCUCUUACCUCCUAUUUCCACAUGCUCACUGCUGUAGAUGUUUGCUGCAUACUGGGACUUUCAUGGCCAAAAGCUUUUCCUCCCAGAAAGGGUGCUAUGGUUAGAGCCAGAGGUCUGGCCCACCCUCAGGCCUUCUGCCCUUGUCCAAGGCACUUCCACACACUCUACCCUGUGCUUUUAUGUGCUAAAUCCAUCCACGGGGAUGAUUGCCUUUAUCUACCUCUGGGGUGUCUUGAGAAGGAGUCAUUCCCACGGGUCUCUGAGUCUGUGCUGGGCAUAAGUGCCAGGGUGAAAUGAUGGGCCAGUUGCAUCAGCAUGUGUGGCCUAUUCUCCCUCGGGCUGGGCAACCUCAUUUUAACUCAGUCGUUAAUCUGAGAGGUCACAAGUGCAAUUUUCUUUUCUUUUUCUCAUUGGGGCACCUGGGACCACAAUGAGGCUUAAACUAAAGGACCAUGUAUAUAAACACACUUGUAUUAUAUUUGUAAUUUUAUUUGAUGACAAGGAAGGAGAGUAUAAAAAAGCCACAGAGACUUGGGCUGGAUAUAGACAGCCCCAUGUGGCAUCACUCAGAGCAAGUCAUUGCCCAGUUGUGGGAUCUGUAAAGGCUUUCUUAUCCUGGAAGCCUGUGGGGAUGGAUGCAUGGACAUGCUGGUCCUUUCCUGAGGAGGAGGGAAAUGGCCAAUAGCAAUAGCAGUUGCUCCAUUGGUGUUUACAUUAACAACUACCCUCUCAGUCUCCAAGAAAAAGGGGAGGAUCUAUAAACAGUGAUCUGAUGAUCAGAAAAUCUAAGAUCUGGCCUCAGUGUUGCAGUUAAGGAAUCUUUAAACGUAAUUAAGACAAGUCACUUUGUUCUCCCUGAGGCUCAGUUCUCUAGUUCGAAAAAUGAUGGGUUUGGACCAGUCAGU
This is a messenger RNA of Myotis brandtii (Brandt's bat), 4014 nucleotides long. RefSeq names its product integrin, beta 3 (platelet glycoprotein IIIa, antigen CD61) (gene ITGB3). Gene Ontology annotation, molecular function: integrin binding; fibrinogen binding; fibronectin binding. The record is from RefSeq and is a predicted model, not a curated record. Gene Ontology annotation, cellular component: focal adhesion; cell surface; integrin complex. Lineage: Eukaryota; Metazoa; Chordata; Mammalia; Chiroptera; Vespertilionidae. The transcript is spliced from 14 exons. Gene Ontology annotation, biological process: cell adhesion mediated by integrin; integrin-mediated signaling pathway; cell-matrix adhesion. The annotation marks the transcript as partial.